Molecule: messenger RNA, 2031 nt
Organism: Cladophialophora carrionii CBS 160.54
Lineage: Eukaryota; Fungi; Ascomycota; Eurotiomycetes; Chaetothyriales; Herpotrichiellaceae
Exons: 1
Coding region: 1-2031 (676 amino acids)
Source: RefSeq, a predicted model, not a curated record
AUGCCCAUCGUCAGACCUAGGGCACCUGAAUACCCCAGACCAGUCUCGCCAAUUUCUGCCGACGGAAUCCCCAUAUGCAAAGACACAGUCGUAUUUUACGAUCAAGAUGGCGAUAUCGAAGAGAACGAAGAGCAGAGAGCGGCGAAGCGACGACGGAUCGAGGCGCACGCCACAGGUUACCUGCGUGGACAGCCUGUGUUCAUUCUCACGGCUGGACUGAGGGGUCCAUUUGGUGAUGGAUGGCAGAAUCCUUGGGCCAAACAGAAGAUUGCCAAUAUUAAAGAAAUUACAACGAGUCAACAGAGCUCUGAGCAUUUUACCGAGCCUACCCACAUGACGGAUCGGGCUUCACCAAUACCGGCAAAGAGGCAGGAGGUGCAGGUGGCUGAAGAAGCAGAUAUAUACCUCACAGGGCAAAAGAAGGACCGCUUUGCGGAUCACCAAGAUUCGAUGCUGAGCAGUACACGAAAGCCAAGAACCCGAGAGAUUUCUGUCUCCGGCGAUGGCCCCACGUCCAGGGAUCCCAAGAUCGAAAACUGGUUGAAGACGAAUGAGGCAUACAAGACAGCGGGUGACACUCCAGAACCUUCGCCGCCAUCACCGAGCGAAAGAAAGAUGAAACCAGGGGACACUUCUCGGCUUUUUAUGGGUCCCGGCGCUCUGUCUGGUGCUGCCGGCUUCAGCUCCAGCUCCGGUAACCUCCCUCGUCCCCGUAUAUCGCCUUCGAAACCGGCCGAACAACUCUUAACAAGCUUUUCGUCUCCUCUGAAGUCGCGAACUGGGCCGUCUGACGGAAAAGCAACACAUCCCUCCGGUUCCCUUUCGAAGCAGAGGCUACCUCAAACGCCCCUCCGGCAGCGUGACAGCAAUGCACAACCAGCUUGGACAGACAAAUCUAGAGCGGAGUAUGCAAUCUUGCGGUCAAAGCGUACGAUAGAUCAGCCUGCCACGGCUGUGACGGAUUCUGACUCUGUUCAUGCUGGUCGAGCCGAAGCGCAGGGACUAUGUCAACCCAUACCCCGAGUUUCGCCACCUAAGGUUCGCGAGGAGGGUUCUAUGACAGGCGUGGCUGACGUCCACCUCGCCUCUAGCGAUGCUUCGGCUUCUCUGAAGACAGCACAAGAAGGGCCUCUGUCAAGCCAUGAAGAGGUCGGACCCCCGUCCCUGGAGAAGGAGGCAUCCGGGUCAUGUAUAACAGCCGAACUUCCGUCAGCUCAGCUGCCCGAAGCCCCCAUUCUACCAUCGCUACCUUCGAAUUUCUCGAGUCACGAUCAAAUGCUUCGUGAGAGCCUCCGUCAUGGUGGGCCAGCGUCCGGUUUGGGGGAUAAUCAUGACAACCCGACCGAUCUAGUGUGCCCCCCAGACGAUGCUGUGCAUCCUGAUGCACAUGAUGCUGCGACACUUGACCUGCCACAGUCCGACCCACAAGUCGGGUUUAAAGACGCCACCUUUCAAAUCCCCCAGGAGAAUACCAAACGCAAUGCGAAUUCGCUGCUGGUAUCAGACGCUCCAACAGCCGCUGCGAAGACCUUGAAAGUGGUAUCCGGCGCCGCCUGGGAAGUAGCUUCUUCUGUCGGCGUGAAGAAGACAGGUGCAUUGAGAAGCAGGAAGCGACAGGUCUUUGUAAUUGAAGAGAAGCCGUCACAAUCUAUCAAGUCAGCUCUGAAAGUUGCCAAAGCUACUCCUCCGAGUCACGAAGACACAAGCAUUCGCAAAAUAGCACUUGAGUACACUGGGGAUCUGCAAGUGGACAAGAGCGAAGGUCACCAAUCGCUUCCGCAGGAUGACACGUCCGCAAGGACGAACCGUGCAUCGGAGUCACGGAGCGCUCUCAGAGCUUCCCUGCAACACUCCACAGGAGUAUCUGCCUCGAACAAUGUUAGCUCAGCAUCGACGAAGCAAAAUGCACAAAAACAACGAAUGCUCAAUCUGAUUGAGAACGACGACUUUGACUUGGAUGGCGCGAUCGAUGACCUGGGAUCAUUCUUAGACACAUGGGACGCAGAGAAGCACGAAGCGGGAGUUUCAUAG